AUGCGUUUUCAAGCUCAAGUCCUCGCUGUUGCGGCAGCUGUCCCUCCCGUUUCUGCGCAGCUCAAUGAUCUUGCGAAGGCGGCUGGGAAGCUGUAUUUUGGGACCGCGACGGAUAAUAUGGAGUUGAAUUUGCGGAGCUCAAAGAAGAACGGGCAACUUCUCCGCUGCCAUAAUCUAGUCUGGCACUCCCAGCUGGCCCCAUGGGCUCUCAUCAACCACGUCACUGACGAAGCAAAGUACUGGGCUCGCCAAUGUUACGCCUGGGACGUGCUGAACGAAGCCCUGAACGACGACGGUACCUACCGUAACGAUACCUUCCUUACCUUCCUCGGGCCCUACUACAUAAAAAUCGCCUUGAAAGUCGCAGCAGCAGCGGACUCCCACGCCAAGCUUUAUUACAACGACUACGGCAUCGAGCAUGUGGGCAACAAGCCAAAUGCCGCGAGAGCCAACAUCAUCAAGUUCCUACAAGAUGAUGGGAUCAAGAUUGACGGGGUUAGACUGCAGAGCCACUUUACGGUGGGCAGAAGUCCGAGUCUGGAUGAGCAGAUCGCGGAUAUGAGGGAGUUUGCUGAUAUGGGUUCGGACAUGGCGGUUACAGAGCUGGAUGUUAGGUUGUUGGAGCCGGAGAAUAAUACGAAUUUAGCGAGCCAGAGUGAAGCGUAUAAGAAUACACUGGAGCAUAACUCCUGGACACCGGGUGUUUUUGCUGGAUAUGGAAGCGCUGGGCUUUGGUUUGCGAAUUUUACGAAACAUCCGGCUUACCAGGGGAUUGUGGAUGCAUUUAAGAAUGGGACAGUGACAAUCACGAGUCCGGUGACUGUUGGGAAUGGGACAGAUGAUUUGGGGGAGAUGGUUCGGACAACCCGUAUGAUAAUGGGGAUGCCGACGAGGAUGAUGAGAUGAUGGAGACGAUGGAGAUGAUGGAGAUGAUGGAGGUGAUGGAGAUGAUGGAGCUGAUGAUAAGGAUGAUGAUUCACCACAUCACCAUGGCUGGGGCGGGGAUGGGAGUAGGCAUGGGUGGGGAAGGAAUGGUGGAUGGGCAAGCAUGGAGGAUGGUAAGUGUACCAGUAUUAAAAGGAACAAUGUGGUAAUGGGGUGGUGAUAGUUCUGGUAUCAAAUGGACCAAUGAGUAGACAG
This is a messenger RNA of Hyaloscypha bicolor E, 1140 nucleotides long. RefSeq names its product glycoside hydrolase family 10 protein. Gene Ontology annotation, molecular function: hydrolase activity, hydrolyzing O-glycosyl compounds. The transcript is spliced from 5 exons. Gene Ontology annotation, biological process: carbohydrate metabolic process. The coding region runs from base 1 to 906 and encodes 301 amino acids. NCBI's taxonomy places the organism in Eukaryota, Fungi, Ascomycota, Leotiomycetes, Helotiales, Hyaloscyphaceae. The record is from RefSeq and is a predicted model, not a curated record.